Spirodela intermedia is the source of this 1554-nucleotide messenger RNA. NCBI's taxonomy places the organism in Eukaryota, Viridiplantae, Streptophyta, Magnoliopsida, Alismatales, Araceae. The record is from the annotation of a GenBank genome assembly.
AUGGUUGAGCAUGCGGCAGGCAUGCACAACUAGCAGGCGCACAGGGUUGGUGCACUAACAGAGGCAUGGCAUGUGCUGAUAGCCCGGAAGCGAUGAAGACAUCCUGGCAGUGGCUCGAGGGGCUGCUGAUGGCCUAGAAGCCGCAGCGCAGACCUAGUGGUGAUCCCCUUCCUCUCUUUGUCCUCUUGGAAUGAGACUCCCAACCAAAACACAUUUUCUCCUAAAGAUGACGACUCUAUUCUUGGGGGUGGCUCUCCACCCUAAUGUAGGGCCCCAAAUGGACCAAGGGUGGAGGGCCACACUUGAGGCCCAAGACACCAAAGCCCCAAAAAGGAACAGAUAGAGUCCAAAAUGGGCCCUCCUCUCCAAUUGGGCCCAAAUAAAGAUGGCCCAAAAGAGAAGAGAGGCAAGGAAAGAUGGGCGCCCUCUUCUCCAAUGGGGCCCAAGCACAUAUGGCCCAAUAGGAGAAGAGAGGAAAGAAAACAAAACAAAGGAAAAUGGGUCUUCCCACCCCCACCAUGGGCCCAACAUAGACCCUAGGGAUAGGAGGCCCCACACAAAGUAAAACUAGAACCCACACAAUUUACAAAUGAGGGAAACAAGUGAAGGGAAACAUAAGAUAUGGAAAACAUAAAGAUGCCUUAGGCUGUAUAGUGGAACCUAGGGUCCUUCAUCUUCACUUGUGCUCCUCGAUCUAGCUAGAUACAUGAGGAUUGGGUCUUCUCUAUCACCUCGAGCUCAUGUAGUGGUGGAGACAGGUCCCAUUCGCCACCAAUUAUUGAGUCUACUUCCCUAAUACCCGUCACAAUGUGACCUUAGCCGAUGUCACUUUCCAUGAGGAGUUUCUUUUCUUCUCUCCUAUUUUGACUCCUCCUCCUUGAGCUGCUAUGUCUCCUCCACCUAGGUUCCUUUCCUUGGUGGUUCUUGUAGACCCUCCCUCUUCUCUUCUCUCCUACCCACUCUCUUUGGGGUUGUUAUCCACACUUGCCUCUCUUUAGCCCAUGUCUCAUGUGAUUCCUCUUACUUUAGAUGUAGUAUCCUCCUCUUCCUUUCCUACAAUCCCCUCUACAUCUUUGGUUGCUACUCCACCUGAUGACAUUCAUCUUUCUAUUGUGUUUUACAAAAGUAUCCCUACCUACUGAUAAGUCUUCAUUAUCAUGAGUUAAUAAUUAGUAAAUAAUAUAUUUUUAGCCUUAACUCAUGAUAAAUAGACUUAUAUUUCUAUUAAAGUGUGAAAAGUGGUUUUUAAUUGAUUAAUGUGAAAUUUUGGUUAAUUGUGAUUUUUCUGAAUUUAUAUGAUUUUUAUAGUUUUAUUUUUGAGAUACAUAAAGAAAAAGAAAUUAAAAUAAAAAUAUACCAAAAAUGAGGGACUUGCUAACUAGUCGGGCCCAUAAGUAGGUCAAAAGUACAGUUAAAGGGAGCCGCGAGUGGUGGCUCAAGCUGCUAAGAUCGAUGGGGGCAUGUGCGCAUCACUUUCCUUCCACAUCACAAGUGGUCAGUUGACUAUGAGGUAAGUAGUCGUACAUGCAAGAGAAAGGGACUCAUUGGUUAUAG